This is a messenger RNA of Tetrahymena thermophila SB210, 3459 nucleotides long. Its product is annotated as ion channel protein. Lineage: Eukaryota; Ciliophora; Oligohymenophorea; Hymenostomatida; Tetrahymenidae. The transcript has 13 exons. The record is from RefSeq and is a predicted model, not a curated record.
AUGGAAAAAGGUAAUGAGGCUACUCUCGAUCCUCACUAUUUGCAGUAAAAAUUAUUAACUUAGUUAGGAUCUAUGAAUAAUAUAUAGAGAUCUUAGGGAGAAAAAGGUGGAAGGAUAAAGCUUCACGAUUAAAAUAAGAUUUAAAUUUAUCAAGCUUCUAUCUAGUAAGGAGGAAGCCACCUUACGGAUUAAGUUCCUUAUUAUAAAUCGACUCAUAGCCAAUAUCUCCAAAAAGUAUAGAACUAAUAGAAAUUGUCAAUAAAAAUUCUAACAUUUUUGAAGUCAAAAAUAGCAUACAUUCUUCUCUCUCUUUCAUAUAAUGGAUUAGCAGUUUUAUUAUUUAUAGUGAAUUCUUAUUUAAUAGCCAGUGAGAUUAAUGUUGCUACUUCGUAUCGCAUAAUAAUAAAAUCAAUUCUUCUCACUUGCUUUACUUUGGAAUAUAUAGAGCAUUUGUUUAAUUCAUCAAACAAAUUGUAGGAAUUUUAGAAAUUUACUAUGAUGUUAGAUUUAACUACAAUUGUGAUUUUAUCACACGAUUUAUAUGGAAAUUUGAUGAAAAAAAAUAAUUUGCUAGAAGAUAAAUUUGUAUGGGCUUUGCUUUGUUUGAAGUUUUUGAAGGUCAAAACCUUAAUUUAGCAACUUGUUUUCAAAACUCAUAUAUAACCUAAUCCAGAUAAAAUGCCUAAAAUACUUCCAUAACAUGAAUAGCUCAAACAAGCAAUAUUUGCUACUGUUAUUAAUAUCUUUGCACUGUGUCUUAUUAACACUUCUGUUAUUCUGUUUGUUGAUGAAGCCUCAGGAGGAGAGCUGAUUCAGCCCUUCCACAAUCACAAUUUAAGAUUUCAUAAUGCACUUUACUUCUAAAUUAUAACUAUGACAACAAUUGGAUACGGAGAUGUCACUCCAAUUUAGACUUCUGGAAGAAUAAUUACCACAAUAUUUAUAUUAAUUUGUGCUGUUUUAUUCACUAAAUGGCUGGGGAAAAUCCUAAGCUUAGUUGCUAAGCAAGAUAAAACAGAAUCUUUGCUCAAAAAUAAGUCUUUUGAUAAUAUCGUAAUCAUAGGAAAUAUUUUUUCAAGCUCAAACCAUAUAGAAAAGUUCUUAAAAAAUCACUACUCCAAAAUUUAUGCUGAAAAAAAAAGUAAAUUCAACAAAAAGAUUGUAUUUGUGUCAACCACACCACCAAAGCAUGACCCUAAUUCAUAUAUAAAAUUCGAAAGCUUAAAAAUUAGCUACAAAAUACACAAAAUUAGAUACAUCAUUGUUUAAUCUUUGGAAAAUAAUUUGUAAUGGAUAAAAAAAGCUGGACUUAGUACAGCAAGCUGUUUAAUGUGCUUUAACUAUGAAGACAAAGAAAGUGAUGCUUAAAAUUCAGAGAGAAAUAUGAUUUUUUCUCUAAGCUUAAUAAAAAAAUAAUUUCCUGAUCUCAAAAUUUAUGUUUAUUUUACUACAGAUUUAAUUCUAAAUGAAACAAAGUUACUUGACUCCUCUAAAAAUUUUAUAUAAAGAAUUAACUGCAGAAAAAAAUACAUGAAUUACUGUUUAACAUAAUCAAUAGAAAAUGAUGGUGUAGGCUCAUUACUUUAAAUGCUCUUGUUUAACAAAGAUAAAAUUAAUUAGUAUUCUCUUAACUUUUUUGAGGGAUUAGGAGAAGAUUAAGAGAUUCAGCCUGUUAUUAAAAAUACUUUAAUAGAUUAUUAUUAAGGCUCAAAGAACUAAUUUUACUGUUUUCCUUUCCCUCCAUUUUUGAUUGGUGAGAGUUUUGUGAACGUAGCCAAGUUCUUAUACCUAUUUUAAUACACAAACUCUUAAUCAAACGAACAAAACCAAAAUAAUCACACUGGUCAAAAUGAAAUCAGAAUAAUUCUAUUGGGAGUGAAGUCAAAAUAGUCAAAGAAAGUUUAUCCGAAUCCUGGCCACUAUAGGAUUAAAGAAGGAGAUAAGGGGCUAUUUAUAGCACAAAAUGAAGCAUCUGUUAAUUUCUUCAAGAAUUUAAAUAUUUAGGCAAAAUAAUUUUUUGACUAAAACUUUGAAUAGCCUUCAUUAUAAAUUACUAUUGCUAACGAGAUUUUAAACGAAAUGAUACAUGCUCAAAUAACUUAGGCUAGAAGUACUGAUGUUGACUAAGAUACAACAUAUGUUAAUUUGUAUGAUAACCCUAGAAUUUUAAAUCUUACAAAUCAUGUGAUACUGGCUGGAGUCACUGAAGAAGAUAUUAUUGAUAUUUAUUAUAAUAUUCGUAAAGCAAAUUAAAAUAGAGUACUUGUAUUCCUCUAAGAAGAACCUUUCCAUUCAAUGCCAACAAGACUUAAGGACCAAAGAAAUUUAUUCUUUAUUUAAUGCAGCUUGAAGCUAGAGCAACACCUAAGAAUGCUUAAUAUUUAAUCUUCAGAAAAGGUUGUUAUCCGUUUAACUUCUGACUUAACAAAUCUUGAUGAUAUUAAGCUAUUUAAAUUUUAUAGAUUAGUUUAAGAAUUUUAUCCUAGUUAAAAGAUUUUACUUACAUUAAAUGAUGAAAAGUAUUUGGAUAUAUUAGACAGAAGACCAUUUUAAUAAAAGCUAACAUGGAUGUAUUGGCCAUAAAUAACAAGUGGCAAUACCAUAUUAGAACCUAUUCUCUUCCAUUCUAUGAACACGUUGAUAUAUUAUGAAAAAUCAGUUUCUAGUUUGAUAAUGUAAAUAGCAAGUAUAUCUGUUAGAUCUAAUCAGAAUAAUUAAGAACAAAACUCAAAUUUAUCAGCACUAAAUGAAAAUGUAGCCAACAAAUAAUUUGAACCUUAAUCAGCCAUGCCAUCUUAAUCCUUCCUUGGAGGAAACGAGAAAUACAAAGGAGGACUCUAUACUUUCACCAUUACAAAAAGGUGUGCAAAAGAGAUUAAGUAUUUUGGUGAUUUGCAAUACCACUUUUUAAACAGAAAAAGACCUUUUAUUGCAUUGUGUAUUUAGAAGAAGGCUUAAUAAAUCUAGUAGCCAAGUCUCUAAUAAAUGUAUGAUAUUCACUAAGAAGAUGAAGAUAAUAUCUCAGAAAAAGAUAAUCAGAAACAAAAAUUAGAUCAAUAGAAUGAUAAUUUCUAUUUUGAACACCAAAAUAAAAAGAUCAAGGGACAUCUCUUGUAAGAAUAAGUUGACAUUCUUAAGCUUAAUGCAGACUGUUUAUUGCUAAAUCCUCCACCAUUUUAUACUUAGCUAAAUGAAGGAGACAAAGUUAUUGCUUUGGGUAUAAUAGAUGGCUUAGAAGAUAGAAAUAUAAACUUAAAUGCUAAUUAAGAAGAAGAAUAAAAGGAUCAAAAUGAAAUAAUUCAAGCGAAUUAAUAACCUUAAUAAGAAUUAAAAAUGUGCAAAAAGAUUACUGAGGAGUAUACACCAGAGCUGUUCUAGUAGCAAUUGGCUUUAACUUAAGAUCUAAUAAAUGUUUAUCAAUCUUACAAUUAGAUGCUAAAUACUAUUUCUAAUUGCUGA